This is a messenger RNA of Mangifera indica (mango), 2639 nucleotides long. Its product is annotated as probable methyltransferase PMT15. The transcript has 7 exons. Gene Ontology annotation, molecular function: methyltransferase activity. Lineage: Eukaryota; Viridiplantae; Streptophyta; Magnoliopsida; Sapindales; Anacardiaceae. Gene Ontology annotation, cellular component: endosome; cytoplasm; trans-Golgi network. The record is from RefSeq and is a predicted model, not a curated record. Bases 53 to 1975 code for a protein of 640 amino acids.
CACAGUCAAUUCAUUCAUCUCCCAUCUUUUUUUCCUUUCUGGUUCUGUUUCAAUGGCUAUGUCUUUCUCAUCGAGAUCAUCAUAUCUGAAUUUCAGAACCAAGAGAGCCAAUCUGUAUUACAUAACUCUAAUCACAAUUUUGUGCGCAGUCUGUUACCUCGUUGGUGUAUAUUCCGGGUCUUCGUUUCCUCUUGCAACAAAAUCUACCAUCACCGAAUCCUUACCAUGCACUUCACCGCACGCAAACACUGCCACCGAACGAGUUCUCGACUUCUCAGCCCACCACUAUGCGAUGGACCCUCCUCCUACGGCGGCGCGUGUCUCUCACAUCCCUCCCUGUGACGCCAAGUACACAGAGUACACCCCGUGUCAUGACGUUCGAAGAUCGUUGAAAUUUGACAGAGAGAGGCUUAUUUAUAGAGAAAGGCACUGCCCUGAAAAGAACGAGUUGUUGAAGUGUCGUGUGCCGGCUCCGUACGGUUAUAAGGUGCCGUUUAAAUGGCCGGAGAGUAGAGAUUUCGCUUGGUACGCUAAUGCGCCACAUAAGGAGUUGACGGUGGAGAAGAAAAACCAGAACUGGGUCCAGGUUGAGGGAGACCGCCUCAGGUUUCCUGGCGGCGGGACGAUGUUUCCUCAUGGUGCUGAUGCGUACAUCGACGAUAUUGGAAAGCUGAUUAAUCUUAGAGAUGGGUCCAUAAGGACCGCCAUUGAUACAGGAUGCGGGGUUGCGAGUUGGGGUGCUUACCUUCUGUCAAGAAAUAUCAUAGCAAUGUCAUUUGCACCACAGGACACUCAUAUAUCCCAAGUGCAGUUUGCUUUAGAACGUGGAGUUCCAGCGUUGGUUGGAGUCAUGGCUUCUAUGAGACUCCCUUACCCUUCAAGAGCUUUUGACAUGGCACAUUGCUCUCGUUGCCUUAUUCCUUGGGGCCAGUAUGAUGGACUUUACUUGAUCGAAGUUGAUCGAAUUUUACGGCCUGGUGGGUACUGGAUUCUGUCCGGGCCGCCGGUGAACUGGCAGAGACACUGGAAAGGCUGGAACAGAACAACUGAAGAUCUUGCAGCGGAAGAGAUGGGAAUAGAAAGUGUAGCAAAGAGUUUAUGCUGGAAAAAAUUGAAACAAAAGGGUGACCUUGCUAUUUGGCAAAAAGCAACUAAUCAUGUCCAUUGUCAAGUUAAUAGGAAGGUCUUUAAGCAUCCACGCUUUUGUAAAGCACAAGAUCCUGACAUGGCAUGGUACACAAAAAUGGAGGAUUGUUUAACCCCAUUGCCGGAUGUGUUAGAUAUAAAGGAAAUCGCCGGGGGAAAAUUAGCAAAUUGGCCAGAGAGACUGACUGCAGUCCCUCCUAGGAUUUACAGUGGAAGUUUGAAUGGAAUCACAGCUGAGAUAUUUAGAGAAGACACAGAAUUAUGGAAGAAAAGAGUGGCAUAUUACAAAUCCGUGGACUAUCAGUUAGCACAAAAUGGGCGGUACAGAAAUUUGCUUGACAUGAACUCUUAUUUGGGAGGCUUUGCAGCAGCUGUAGUUGAUGAUCCAGUCUGGGUCAUGAACAUGGUGCCUGUGGAAGCUGAGAUCAAUACCCUUGGAGUCAUCUAUGAACGAGGGUUGAUAGGAUCCUAUCAAAAUUGGUGUGAAGCUAUGUCUAGUUAUCCCAGGACUUACGACUUUAUACAUGCUGCCUCUGUUUUUAGUCUCUACAAGGACAGAUGUGAAAUGGAAGAUAUUCUGUUAGAAAUGGAUAGGAUAUUAAGGCCAGAAGGUAGUGUAAUUAUCAGGGACGAUGUAGAUAUGUUGGUGAAGAUCAAGAGCUUGAUUGAUGGUAUGCAAUGGGAUGGCAGGAUUACCGAUCAUGAAGAUGGGCCACAUCAAAGACAAAAAAUUCUUUUUGCAGUUAAACAAUACUGGACAGCCCCCGCUCCUGAGCAAGCACACAAGGGGGAGCCGAAGAAGUCAAAAACGAAAUAUGAGAGGCGAUGACGAAAUCGUAGUUUCAAAAGCAUAGUUGACGGAAGCCUAGUUGUUACUUUUAAUAAGGAUAAAUGAUAUUCAACGGCACUCUCUCUUAACCACUCUUUCCAGUUUCAGUGGCACCACUCUCUUUGAACCACUCUUAUAGUCCCACAGGCGCCACUCUAUCUGAACCACACUUUUGGUUUUUCCCACCAGAAAAAGUUUGGUCUAUGAAGAACAACUAAUUUUCUAUUCUAUAACUACUAAUUUUUCCCACAAAAUUUCAUUUUAAGUACAUUUAAUAAAAAGUUCGGCCUACGAACGCUUCCACUACUAUGCUGCAAGUGACGCUUUUGUUGAUAAUACCAGGAAAUCUUAUCCUUUUUCUUAUUAAAUUCUAGUCAUUAGGAUCCCAUUCUUCAUCACGAUCAAAAUUUAGCCAUGUGCUGAAAGCUUGAGAUAUAAGCAUACCAACCUUUCUAAUCCGACUUAAUUUUGUGUCAAAUUUUGUUCUCAUAGUUUGUAUAAUAAGCAAUUAUUAAAUGUCCAGAAAAAGGGCAUGAUCCAAAUAAGCAAUUAUAGCAGUAAUACACUUUGUAUAAUACUCAUUAUUUUGAGAGUAAAUUGCACAUUGUUGUUAAACCAAAAAAAAAUACUUCAUCAAAAGAUAAAACAUAUUAAUUGUUUUAAA